AUGUUAAAUUUGAUUUCUUGGAAUGUUAGUAGUCUUCGUUCGACUCGUAGGAGGGGUAGAGUUAAGAAGUGGAUUGCCUUGAACAAGCCUGACCUAGUGGUUUUUCAAGAAUCUAUUCUUCCUUCUUGUUCUGACUUUAUUGUUAAACAAAUUUGGGGUCCUAGGGUCUGUGAUUGGAGAGCUCUAGACUCUAUCGGCAGAUCUGGGGGCAUUAUAUGUAUAUGGAAUCCUAAUACUAUUGCCAUUCAAUCUGAAAUUAUUGGGGUAUACUCGAUAAAUUUGCAUUUUAUGACUGUAUGUGAUAGCUUCCACUGGCUUUUCUCUGUUGUCUAUGGUCCGUGUGACACUGUCGAAAGAAGAAACUUGUGGCAAGAACUUCAACUGAUGAGGCUUAUCUGGAAUCUUCCUUGGUGUAUUGGAGGGGAUUUCAAUGAAGUGAGGCUCAUGUCGGAAAGACAAAAUUGUAAUAGCAUCACUAGGGGGAUGCAGGACUUCAGGGAUUUCGUCAAUGAUGAGGACCUCAUUGAUAUUCCUAUUAAUGGAGCUAAAUAUACUUGGAAGAGUGGUAAUGCUAAUCAAAUUAAGAUUGAUCUUUUCAUUAUGUCCGGCUCUUGGGAGGAUCACUUUAAAAAUGUUGUCGUUACCGCUUUAGCUCCUCCGUUCUCUUACCACAAGCCUAUUAAGCUCUCUUGUGACACUGUGGACUGGGGUCCCCCUCCAUGGAGAUUUGAAGCAAUGUGGUGGUUUGAAAAGGACUUCUUAGAUCUUAUGAAGAAGUGGUGGCUCUCGUUCUCGUUUAAUGGAACUCCCGGUUUCGUUUUUGCUAAAAAACUUCAAACUUUAAAAUCUAUGCUGAGAGUUUGGAAUAAAGAAAUUUUUGGUGAAAUUGACAGGAAAUGUGAGAAUAAUCUUUUGGCUAUCAAGUAUUUGGAUCAUUUGGCGGAGGAUGGCCAGUUAGCUAAUUUUCAAGUGGCUAAGCUCAAUCAUUUGAAGUUAGACUUUGAGAAGUAG
Papaver somniferum (opium poppy) is the source of this 1011-nucleotide messenger RNA. RefSeq lists its product as uncharacterized. The record is from RefSeq and is a predicted model, not a curated record. Lineage: Eukaryota; Viridiplantae; Streptophyta; Magnoliopsida; Ranunculales; Papaveraceae. The coding region runs from base 1 to 1011 and encodes 336 amino acids. Gene Ontology annotation, molecular function: catalytic activity. The transcript has a single exon.